CUGACGACCAAGAUGUCCUCUGCCUUGGAGACCAGCUACUCUGACCUCGAGAACAGCAGCGAUGUGUCCUUUUGCCUCACUGAUGACGAAGGCAGCUUCAGCAGCCUCCCGGCUCCUUCCCUGGCCUCCCUGAAGCAUGCCGCUUCCUCAGAGCACAUCCCUGAGAAGUGUGAAGAAGAGAAAGAAAGGAAGAGGCGACGGGGCCGCACCAAGGUCAAGAAUGAAGCUGUCCUUCACACCAUCAAAAAGACUAGGCGGGUCAAGGCAAAUGACAGGGAGAGGAAUCGCAUGCAUAACCUCAACGCUGCCCUGGAUGAGCUUAGGAGCGUCCUGCCAACCUUUCCAGAUGACACCAAGCUGACCAAGAUAGAAACGCUGCGCUUUGCCCACAAUUACAUCUGGGCCCUCUCAGAGACUCUGAGGCUGGCUGACCAGCGCCUCCAGAAACCUCCCAAAGAAAUGCUUCUGCCCAGCUAUUUGAGUUCCACCGACCCGCCCAGCCCUGGCAGCGAUGCAGGCUCCUGGAUGUCCAGCACAUCUCCUUCCGCUUCCUCUCUUUCCGCCUGCACGUCCAACCCUAGCAGCCCAGCAACUUCUGAAGACUGUUGUUAUGGGCGCGCGGAGAACCUCUUCUCCUUCCACAGCCUCCCUAAAGACUUGUUGCAGAGCUCCCCUUGCUUUGUGCAGUAUCAUUAGGGGAGGCCCUUGAGGGUGUGGGGAUCCCACUUGAGAACACUGAAGCAAAACCUCCUUUUUCUUUUUG
Molecule: messenger RNA, 763 nt
Organism: Euleptes europaea (tarantolino)
Lineage: Eukaryota; Metazoa; Chordata; Lepidosauria; Squamata; Sphaerodactylidae
Gene: NEUROG1
Product: neurogenin 1
Exons: 2
Coding region: 13-696 (227 amino acids)
Molecular function (GO): protein dimerization activity
Source: RefSeq, a predicted model, not a curated record